Messenger RNA from Paramecium octaurelia, 826 nucleotides. NCBI's taxonomy places the organism in Eukaryota, Ciliophora, Oligohymenophorea, Peniculida, Parameciidae. The record is from the annotation of a GenBank genome assembly.
AUGUAGCAACAUUACCCUUAACCACUUACACCACAAGCAUAUCAUUAACCUCAGAGACAUACCUCCAAUUCUCCUCACCAAAGAGUUGUUCCUCCUUUACCUCUUACACCCACCCACUCUCAACCCAAACAAUACUACGACCAAGGUGAUAAAGACAACCAUUACUCAGCAGAUAUGAGACUUUAAAAUAGGCAGUCCAGCAAUCUCCCCAAUGGAUAAUCUUACGAAAAUAUGGCCUUAAGACUCUCAGCUUUGGAGAGAGAGAAUUAGAGUCUCAAGAAAUAACUGGAGAAUGCCAAUAAUCAAAUUCAAGUCUUGAGCCAAAAACUGAAUCAGCAUCCAACUCAAAGUCUACUUAAAACAACUACCUUCGAGCUUGUUGUUCUUCAAAAAGCAGUAGAAUAAUUAGAAAGUUUGAAGAGUUUAUUAGCAAAAAAAAAGUUGUAAGGAAGUAAUAAUUAAACUGCUCUCCCUGAGUCUUUCAAAGAUGUGGCCAGUGAAUUUAAGAGCAAAGUUACAUUAGUGGAAGAUAGAGCCAAUCAAUCAGUCUAAUUAUCUUAGGUAUUUAUAUAUUCCAUUAUCAAAGGCUAAGCUAUUAUUCCCAAAGGAACACUUAAUCUAAAAUUACUAAUCCAAUCCAACCUGUAAAGAAGAAGCUAAGGAAGAACCAAGAUAGGCAAGGAGAAUAUUGGCAAAUACCUAAUCUGAUCAAGUUGAAGACAGAAUUAAAACUAGUCCAAUAAAAUAUCUAAAUGUUAAAGCUUGUGGCAAUUAGAUGUCUUUGAGGAUAUCUCCUAAGGGAAGGUCAGAAGUAUCAUAGUGCUGA